This is a messenger RNA of Phycodurus eques (leafy seadragon), 8173 nucleotides long. It is a transcript of the gene acsl3b, whose product is annotated as acyl-CoA synthetase long chain family member 3b. Gene Ontology annotation, molecular function: long-chain fatty acid-CoA ligase activity. Gene Ontology annotation, cellular component: plasma membrane; lipid droplet; endoplasmic reticulum. The record is from RefSeq and is a predicted model, not a curated record. Lineage: Eukaryota; Metazoa; Chordata; Actinopteri; Syngnathiformes; Syngnathidae. Gene Ontology annotation, biological process: neuron differentiation; long-chain fatty acid metabolic process; long-chain fatty-acyl-CoA metabolic process. Bases 1725 to 3860 code for a protein of 711 amino acids. The transcript has 15 exons.
CGGGAUGCUAAAUCACGCGGCACUCUGCGUAUAAACCACUCGCUAUCCCAAAUCACAAACACGUUGAUUUAAUUAUGUGCGCUUAAUAGAUUGUUAUCGCACCAACAGCUGCCGUGAGUGUGAAUGGAAAUCGAUCAAAAUUGGCUUCCUCUUUUGCUAGCGUCUGUCCGACUCUGAGCGAGCGGCAAGCUUGGAAGCUGGCAUCUUAAAAAAAAGGAAAAAAAAACCAAUAACAAUGUAAACCUUAUGUAGGUGGACGCCAUGUAUUGUAGUUUUCACACUAAAACCACGUUCUGGAGUAAUUUCUUGAUCUCGUCAAGUGUUAUCCGUGGGUCGUAAGGCCGAAAGUAUAGACAUUAAAUAGUUGUCUGAGUUGUAACACACAAUGUAUUGCACAAAUCUAAUGUUGAAGGAAGUACAGACGUUAAGACCCACCAUUACAGAAAGAUAGUUUGCAUUCUGUCAUGUGUGACCGACCCUCUUCAUUGUCCAGUGUUACAUUCUGCUCUGCACUGUUAAAUUAGUUUUGCUAAAACACCUCCCAUUUGAUAAUUCAACCCCCAGGCACAAUUCAUUAAACCUUUGUUUGAUACUCUUCAGUAGCGGUUUCACAAUUCAUUGAUUAAUCAGCUAUUUUGACAAUCAAUUAAUUGUUAAACAAUACCAACUAAACAGUCAGCACACAGUUUAUAAAACGGUAAUUGCGGAAACAAAUAUUUUGCAAAUGACUUUAAUAAAAUAUUUUUGAAUUUGAUUCAUGGAUGGAAUAGAAGGAGCGAUAGAAUUAUAAUUUCUAAAAGUAUUUAGUUGUGACACUGACAGCCCAAGUCUUCGGUGAAUCUAACAUGAAAGUGUGAGGAAGCCAGAGUACCUGGAGAAAACUCACAAAAUCACAAGCGAGAACAAUCAAAUUCCACACAAAAAGGCCAGAUCCCAGAUCUGAACCCGCAACCUUAGAACUAUUAAGCCGCUGUGCUAGCCACUAUUUCACCAUGAUGCCUUUUGUGUUAGCCCUUAAUCAUAAAGGUCUCGAAGGGCUUUACAAGCCCACAGUUCACAAAAUUAAUGACACCCCCUGGUCUAUUGGGCAAGGGAGACUCUUAGAAAAUCUAUUAAGUACCAGUGUGACGAGAUUUGCCCCAUAUUACAUUCUGUCAAAAUGCUGAGUCUGGCUGGAGUGGCCACUUCAACCUGAAUACAGCGCACAGAAACCUUUGAAAAUUGGAUGAAAGGUUUCGGAGAAAUGUUGUUUUUUCUGUUGGAAAAAAAUAUCCUUGGCUGGGACGGAAGACGACUGGUUGGCACAUCUGCCUCACAGUUCUGGGGACCGGGGUUCAAAUCCCAGCCCCGCCUGUGUGGAGUUUGCAUGUUCUCGCCGUGCCUGGGUGGGUUUUCUCCGGGUACUCCGGUUUCCUCCCACAUCCCAAAAACAUGCGUAGUAGGUUGACUGGGGACUCUAAAUUGCCCAUAGGUGUGAAUGUGAGUGCGAAUGGUUGUUUGUUUCUAUGUGCCCUGCGAUUGGCUGGCGACCGGUUCAGGGUGAACCCCGCCUCCCGCCCGAAGAUAGCUGGGAAAGGCCCCAGCAGUCCGCAACCCUACUGAGGAUAAGCGGUCGGGCUGACUCGCUUGCAGAAAGCAACCACAACCUCCAACCUUCAGCCACAUCUGCAAGACGUAUUUUUGCAGAAGUCUGCUUUUCCUCUUUGUGACUUUUUCCUCUUAAGAUGAAGCUAAAGGAGGACAUCAACCCCCUGCUCCUGCAGGUGUUCCGCUCUGUGGUCUGGGUCUACUCAGUGAUCACCUUCAUACCCUGGUACUUCCUCUCCGGGGCCAGCAACAACUUGGAACGGGCACGGCGAAUCAAAGCGCGCUCAGUUAGCGGACACCCAGCCGGGCCGUACAGGGCCAUCAACAGCCAACAGGAGCUGGUGGCGUGGCUGCACCCAGGGGUGGACACGCUGGAUAAAGUGUUUGAAUAUGCAACCAAGAGGUUUCCCCAGAGGGACUGUCUGGGCACCAGGGAGGUGCUGAGUGAGGAGGAUGAGCUCCAACCCAAUGGGAAGAUCUUCAAGAAGGUCAUUCUCGGGAACUACAACUGGCUGUCCUACGAUGAGACCUACCAGGCGGCCAGGACAUUCGGAAGCGGUCUGGCGGCUCUUGGCCAGAAGCCUCAGUGCAACAUUGCCAUCUUCUGCGAGACCAGAGCCGAGUGGAUUGUGGCAGCGCAAGCCUGCUUCAUGUACAAUUUCCCAUUCAUCACAUUGUACGCCACUCUCGGACCCUUAGCCAUCGCCCACGGUCUGAACGAGACUGAGGUCACGCACAUCAUCACCAGUAAAGACUUGCUGCAGAGUCGUCUCAAGGCGAUAUUGUGCGAUAUUCCGAGGCUGCAGUACGUCAUCGUAGUCGACAAGAAGCUGUCGAGCUGGCAGGACAUCCCUAGAGGCAUCACGAUCCACAGCAUGGAUGCUGUUAAAGAGAUGGGAUCCAGGCCUGAAAACUUAGCGAGAGACCGCAGACAGCCACAGUCGUCGGACAUUGCUGUCAUCAUGUACACCAGCGGCUCCACGGGCAUCCCCAAGGGUGUCAUGAUCUCCCAUGGCAACAUCAUCGCCGGCAUCACUGGGAUGGCAGAGCGAAUCCCCAACCUCAAUGAAACGGACACCUACAUUGGCUACCUGCCGUUGGCCCACGUUUUAGAGCUCAGUGCCGAGCUGGUGUGCAUCUCUCACGGCUGUCGCAUCGGCUAUUCCUCCCCGCAGACUCUUGCCGACCAGUCCACCAAAAUAAAAAAGGGCAGUAAAGGAGACACUAGCAUGUUGAGACCUACACUCAUGGCCGCUGUACCGGAAAUAAUGGACCGUAUUUAUAAAAAUGUGAUGACAAAAGUGGAGGGCAUGAGCAAAUUGCAGAAGACGCUUUUUGUGCUGGCAUACAACUACAAGAUGGAGCAGAUUUCCAAAGGCUACAGCACGCCUCUCUGUGACAGUCUAGUGUUCAAGCGGGUCCGGGCGCUGCUGGGUGGCAACACACGGGUGCUGCUCUCAGGCGGAGCUCCGCUGUCGGCCGCCACGCAGCGCUUCAUGAAUAUCUGCCUGUGCUGCCCCGUGGGGCAAGGCUACGGGCUGACAGAGACCUGUGGAGCCGGCACCAUCAGUGAGGUUUGGGACUACAGCACUGGACGGGUUGGCGCACCGCUUGUUUGCUCAGAAAUUACGCUCAAGGACUGGGAAGAGGGUGGAUACUACAGCACGGACAAGCCUAACCCGCGUGGGGAAAUCUUAAUUGGUGGACCCAACGUGACGAUGGGUUACUACAAAAACGAAGACAAGAACCGAGAGGACUUUUUCGUGGAUAGGAAAGGCCAGCGAUGGUUCUGCUCCGGAGACAUCGGAGAGUUUCACUCUGACGGAUGCCUCAAGAUCAUUGACCGCAAAAAGGACCUGGUAAAACUACAGGCUGGCGAGUACGUCUCUUUGGGAAAAGUGGAGGCAAUUCUGAAGAACUGCCCACUCGUAGACAAUAUUUGUGCCUAUGCCAACAGUGACCAAUCGUACGUGAUCAGCUUUGUGGUGCCUAACCAGUUACUGCUGAUAGCACUGGCGGAGCGGUUGCAGGUGCAGGGUACGUGGGAGGAGAUUUGCAACAACCCCCAGAUGGAGAAGGAAGUACUGCGCAUCCUCACAGAGGCCGCUAUCUCAUCAAAACUGGAGCGGUUCGAGAUCCCCAAAAAAGUCCGGCUGAGCGCAGAACCCUGGACACCAGAGACUGGCCUGGUUACGGAUGCAUUCAAACUGAAACGCAAAGAGCUCAAAACGCACUACCAAGAAGACAUUGAGAGGAUGUACGGAGGGAAAUAACAUGCACACGCACAUAACUAAUACACAACUGGCUCCGAAGCCCCCCAAAAGGUAAGCUUGGGGGUGGGUGCGUUAUGCUUUUGAUCCGCACAAGACAGACCCCGCCAAUGAUCAAGACAGAAAGAAUCCAGCCUAACUGUCCCUUCUACCUUCUAUACAACCAGUGACUCGCACUCCCGAGCAGCUCUUAGUGAUGGAGUUGCUGUGGCAACCAAGGCCACGCACGGACUUCUGCAUGAAGGGAAACCAAUAUCAGCUUUGGAUGUACAUGGUUCAGCGUCUGCGGCCCUCCUAUUUCUCGCUCCUCCUCGAGGCGCCCACUGCUGGUACAGCUUGGCCAAAAUAAACUCUAGGGGCAAAUAUGGUCAUAUGAGCUUGCACCUUAUGGCAGGAUCCCUUGUGGGUGUUUAAAACAGGUAAAUAUGGGGUUAUAAAAUAUUUCCCCCCCCCCCCCCCGUCUUUAUCAACAGUUAAUAGAAUCACCAAUAGAGAGUGAGAAUGCAAAAGGUCACGUUUCCCAACAUUACCUGAGCCAAUGCGCAUAUUUUAUGACAAACAAAAAGUAAUUGUGAUUUUAUUCGGUUCAUCAUAUUUUCAGAAGAAUGGCAAAAAAUAAUAAUAAUUGUGAUUUUGUACGUUUCAUCAUAUUUGUACCAAACAAAAGAAAAUUCCAAUUCGGUGGCGGUAAACAGUUACAUUCCAGUUGACAAAUAUAAGUGUCCACGGCAGUGAAUGAGUGAAUUGGUCCAAAAACUAUUUACUACUACUAAUAUAUUUUUGUUCCUCUAUCUAUGCCCACGACAUAAAGUGACAGGCAGAACAAUUAAAUGGUCUCUCACUUUUUACCCACUUUUUGUGAUGUUAUUGCUCAGGUGUACUGUAUUUUUAUAAUGUAAAGUAUGUGCUUUUGCUCAAAGGUUGGGAAACACUACACUGGUUUAACAAGUUUAUGAAAUAAGCCGUUCAUUAGUUAUUAGUUAGUAUAAAGAAUUUCAGGGUUCUUGCUCAAUACUGGAAUGAUUCUUUUUUAGUUUCAUUGUAGAGUCCAGAUUUUUGUGCCCUUUUGUUGCUUCUGGUCUUUUUUUUUUUGAUGGUGGAGAAAGUGUUGCAAAGCCAUGAGAGAUCAGUCGGAUGUUUUUAUGUAUUCAUUGGAGGGUUUUAUUCUUUUGACAUCUGUAUUUUUUUUAUUCACUAUUUUCUGUGAUUGUGUUUUGUAUGUUUCCUUCCCCAAAUGACUCAAAAGAUGACUGAACAAAUUUUUAUACUCAUCCCAAAGUUUGUUUACUUGAGUACGUGUUUACCGAUUUGACAACGGCCUUCUUGUCUACUUGGCUCUCUGGUCUUUGUGGUGUCGGUUUUGCACUUGUGUGCUGCUAGUUUGAUUCCACUCCAAUAUGAGAAACCCCGUCUAGACGGUUCAGAAACUAUGGCGUCACGAUGUUACUCUUGUCAUGAUGCGCCCUGUCGGGUUGAGGCUUACAUAGUAUUUAUCUUCCUCUUUUGCUGUGAUGCGCACUUGACAGGUUGGGACAGAUUAACGUUAUCUUCUCAUCAUGAUGCACCUUGUCGGGUUGCAGCUAACUUAAUGUUAUAGUCGUCACGCCAUGAUGCGCCUCAUCGGGUUGCGGCUAACUUAAUAUUUUGUGUUCCUUUCAUCAUGAUGCACAUUGUCGUAAUGCAACUAACUUAUUCCGUUAACAUUCUUCUCAUUAUGAUGCGCCCUGUCGGGUUGGUGCAAACUUACUAUCUUCUCGUCAUGAAACACCUUGUGGGGUUGAUAUUAGAUUGCUAGUUUAGGUCUCGUCAUGAUAGACCUUGUCGUGACAUGACUAACUUACUACGUUCCAUUCUUCUUGUCAUGAUGUUCCCUGUCGGGUUCUGGGUAACUUAAUUUUAUCGUCCUCGUAACGAUGCGCCCUUGUCGGAUAGGGGCAAACUUACUGUGUCAUGUUCCUCUUGUCAUUGUGCACCUUGUUGAGUUGUGGGUAACUUAUGUUAUGCUCUUUAUCAUGGGUCGCCCUGUCGAGUUGUGGCUAGUUUUGUAUGUUAUGUUCUUCUCGUCAUCCUGCGACUAACUUAUUACGCUAUGUUCCUCUCAUCUUAAUGCGCCUUGAUGGGUUGCGGCUAAGUUUACCUCUCGCUCAUUAUGAUGCCCCUUGUCGGGAUGUAGCUAACCUGUUCUAGCUUCCUCUCAUCAUGUUGCACCAAGCUUAUUAAACUGUUCAUUGCUUCAUGAUGUGCCGAGGCUAAUUGCGACAAACUUAACUAUGUUAGAUCCCUCUCAUAAUGAUGCGAUGUCAGGUUGCAGCUAACUUUUGUCAUGGUGCAACCUGUUGGGUUGCGGCUAAUUUACUAACUUAUGUUCUCGUCAUCAUGAUGCCCCCUUGUUGAGUUUCGCCUAACUGGGUUUAUUUUCUGCUCGUCAUGGUGCGCCCAUUCAGCUCACUACGCCGUGGCGAGCUGCAACUAACUUACUACGUUAUGUUCCUGUCGUCAUGAUGCGCCUUGUCGGGUUGCGGCUAACCUAUUUUAUCGUCCUCUCAUCAUGGUACACCCAGUUGGGUUUUGGCAAGCUUACUAUGCUGUGUUCAUUGCUUCAAGCUGCGCUUUGGUUAGUUGUAACUAGCUUAAUAUGUUAAGGUUCCUCGUCAUGAUACGCCUUCUCGGGUUGUAACUUAAUUGUUGUAUUCUCAUCAUGAAGCAUCUUGUCAGGUUGAGAUGAGAUUGUUGUUAUGUUGCUCAUCUUCAUGCACCUUGUUGGCUUGUAGAUGACUUACUAUGUUAUCUGUUUCUUGUCGUGAUGCAUCUUUACAGGUUGUGACCAUUUUACUACAUUGUGUGCUUGUAGCCAUGAGGCGCCUUUCCAGGUUGCGGCUAACUUAUCUUAAAUUCCUCUUGUCAUAAUGUGCUUUGUUAACCUGCAGCUUCACCACCAAACUAUAUUCAAGUCAUGAUGCACAUUGUCACAUUGUGGAUAACUUUCUUAGAUUCUUCUCGCCAUGAUGGGCCUUGUGGCGUUGCUGCAAACUGCAUGAACAGUUCUCUUACCACCACCAAAAUAUUUGAGUUAAAGUUACCAAUAAAGCAAUUCAGCAUCAUUUAGCUCACAUUAAAUGGGAUAACACCAGUAAUAUCUUGUAGCAUAAGUGUUGAAUGGAUGUCUCCAAGGGAAAGUAAUGUAGUUAAUUUGCCUUUCCUUUGUUGACUCCCACUUUUUUUUUUUAUUUAUACGUUUAUACUCCCUUCUCAUGCAUUUUGUUUUUACCUGUGAAUAUAAAUAAUACAAAUGAUUGUGCAAUAUUUAUAUGCAAAUAUUAGUCUGAAUUGCAUAGGAAGAUUUCAAAAGAGAAAAGACAGCAUCCCCUCCAUGGAACUUUUUCAAAAGGCAGUUCUCAAUCAGUGUAAUAGAUGUCCAGUAGUAUGACAUAGAAACACAUAGAAGUAAGGGGAGGAUGGUAAAGAGACUGAAAAGCACAUGUAGCUGUGUCAGUGUGCUUAGGUUGUAUUUGAAGACUUGAAGGAAUGGGCAUGAUAAUCAAUGAAUUAAUCGUUAAAUUAAUUAUUGAUGAAUCUUUUCACGACUCUUCCAGACAGCAUUAUUCUGCUUGAUACGACACUGACAUGGAAAGAGAUGGAAUCGAUGCCCAUCCCUAGUUGAAAGUCAAAAUCGGCGUUGUAGAAAUCGCAUGUGCACAACUGCACCAAACCGCAUAGAGUACGUUAUUAGGCAAGAGUGAUACCAAAUGAGCAUCGUGAGGAAAUAAAACAAUCGAUAUCCUUGAUAUCCGGCUUUGUCCUCACUAGUACGAAAAUUCCGCACACUAGUAAAACCACUGUCUUUACUUGCAAUGCUUUUUCCACUACUCUAUGACAUCUAUGGCAUACUAGUAGGAAAAUGUUACUAGUGAGGCAAAACAGUGCACUAGUUCAUGCAUACUAGUACUACUAGUCAAGUGCUCGAUAGUAGAAUUUUAUGUCACGAAUAGUACUAGUAGCACGCAGUUGUCAACAGUUUUGCCUCACUUGUAACAUCGUCCUACUAGCAUAAGGUGUUCUACUAGUGAGGCUACUAGUACAUGAACCUAAAGCUGGAUAUCAAGGACAGUGGAUAAAUGCUCAAGCGGCUUCCCAUACACUCCUAUAUAUUACUGAAAUAAUCACUUGUGUGGUGUGAAUUUAAUUUUUUUUUUUUAAUCAGACUUCAAGUAUCAUUGAAAAUUAAUGUGAUACUAUUAGUGCAUUGUAUAUGUAUAUAUAUAUAUGUGUGUGUGUGUGUGUAUAUAUAUAUAUGUAUAUAUAUGUAUGUAUACAUA